AAUGAACCCGAGCGGCUUUAGGGUGAGCAUCAACAAAAGUUCCAUAAAUGGUAUGUGAGUUUAAGAUCACAAUGAUUCUUUAUCGUAAGAUGUAGAUCAAGAAUAUGUUUAAGACAAACAUUUUUCUAUAUUUGGUAUAAUUUCUCAGACCAAACGUUUAAAGAUCACGUGACUACAUGUUACGUCAUACAAAGAUACUCCACACGUUGUCAUUCAUUUGGAGUCGACAAGGGUUGUCGGACACACGCCACCGACAGCGAGGGGCUCGUCUUCCUUUCCAUAAAGCACAUCCAUAGCGUAUGAUUAAAUGAUCCUUUUCCGAGUUGCCGGCUAUUAGAAGCUGAGCUGGGACUUCUGAAACACUCCAUCAUGGAUCGAUUUCUACUGGGGAUUCUUGUUGUGACUGUGGUCGUGUCGGUUGAGACAAGGUCAACAUGUGGGCGUGGUCAGUUCCUGGACCCAGACUCACACAUGUGUGAAUACUGUAGCAUGGUGUGUGAUCACAUGGAGAUACAGAACACUGCCAGUAAAUGCAACAAUAAUUGUCCAGAUUUCCUUGCAAAGACUACCUCGACUACAGGAUCAACUUGGGUUUCAACGCUUCCAGCUCCAGCUGGUCUGAAAGAUGUAGAGACUACAUCAAGGACGAAUUCACCUUCUAGUCUGGCUGUGGUCGUACCUGUUGUCUCAAUUGCAGCUGUCGUCGUCAUCCUUGCUUUAUCACUCUACCACAGACAGAGGUUGCACCAGAUGUGCUUGAAAGUCCAGUGUUACUGCCACACCAAACGUCCUGUGCAGGUGGUCGAUGGUGGCAAUGGUGGACCUGACGACGUCCCAACACCAAAUGAAAUCCUGAUGUGUGACGUCACAACGAUGGAUCGCAACUGACGGUGAUCUUCAAAGAAACUAUGGAGACAUCUUUCACGUUGCAUGACAGAGGGUCAUCUGUGACACAAACAAUUCCAGACAUUGUAUAUUUGUGGAUCAUGGAAAUUCUAGGCCACCUGAAGAUAUUGAAGUACAGUGUCCAUGAAUACAACGCGAAUCAUCAUCAUCAUUUUCUUCUUCUUCAUGAUCAUCAUAAUCAUCAUCACCACUCGAUUCCGAUCUCCAUAUCGUUUUGUAUAUUUCCUAACAAAGAGCUUUUAUCUAUUCAUUCAAUUAUUGAUGUUUGUUCAUA
Messenger RNA from Haliotis rubra (blacklip abalone), 1180 nucleotides. RefSeq lists its product as uncharacterized. Lineage: Eukaryota; Metazoa; Mollusca; Gastropoda; Lepetellida; Haliotidae. The record is from RefSeq and is a predicted model, not a curated record. Bases 370 to 888 code for a protein of 172 amino acids. The transcript is spliced from 3 exons.